Messenger RNA from Pelobates fuscus (common spadefoot toad), 826 nucleotides. RefSeq names its product G protein subunit gamma transducin 2 (gene GNGT2). Gene Ontology annotation, cellular component: heterotrimeric G-protein complex. Lineage: Eukaryota; Metazoa; Chordata; Amphibia; Anura; Pelobatidae. Gene Ontology annotation, molecular function: G-protein beta-subunit binding. Gene Ontology annotation, biological process: G protein-coupled receptor signaling pathway. The record is from RefSeq and is a predicted model, not a curated record. The coding region runs from base 396 to 605 and encodes 69 amino acids. The transcript has 2 exons.
AGACUGAGCUGGGCCAGGUUUGGCAAACCAUUUCAUACUGGAAUAUCUCUCUUUCUAUUUGGGAACAUUCCAUCCAGAGAUUCUUUUUGUCAGCUUUUGGAGAUACAUACACGUGAAUCUUAAGUCCACCUUGAGGGAACUUGGGCUAUUGACAGAUUUUUUCCAAAUAUCUUGAACCCUGAACAUCAUAAAAUUUCUUGGACAAACUGUCCCCAACACUUACCGGUAUUAGAUUGUUCUCCACCAACGUUCUUGGACAAGUUCUUCUAUGAUCAAACUUGCAUGGACCUUUAGAAGCAUCACACCCACCUUGAAACUACCUUAGGUAGUUCUGUAGAGUACAACACUCGUCUAAAAAGCAUCUUUGUGGUGCAAGAAGAGGACAUCUUGGAAAAAUGGCCCAGGACAUGACUGAAAAGGAUGUGCUGAAGAUGGAAGUGGAACAGUUAAAGAAAGAGAUCAAGACAGAGCGAAUUCUGGUUUCUAAAUCUGCACAGGAGAUGAAGACCUAUGUUGAAUCCUUAGCAACGGAAGACCCUUUGUUAAAAGGAGUACCAGAGGACAAAAACCCGUUUAAGGAGAAGGGAGGUUGUUCGGUUUCCUGACAUUGCACGAAAUAAGGCUUUUAAACGAACUUUAACCUCACUCCUAUUUCUACUCAGUAUUUGUGCUCUUUAAUGUACGUACAAUUAAAUACUGUUAGAAUGACGUGUACUUUAAAUUGUGUGUGUGUGCCCUAUAUUUCUCCCCCAUUUCUCCCAUUUUUUGCUUAUUUACAAAUGCCGUAUUAGACUAAGGUAUUAAAAAGGAAUAUUGAUGCUGAAAA